Messenger RNA from Saccharomyces eubayanus, 3111 nucleotides. RefSeq names its product Vsb1p (gene VSB1). The transcript has a single exon. Bases 1 to 3111 code for a protein of 1036 amino acids. Gene Ontology annotation, cellular component: membrane. NCBI's taxonomy places the organism in Eukaryota, Fungi, Ascomycota, Saccharomycetes, Saccharomycetales, Saccharomycetaceae. The record is from RefSeq and is a predicted model, not a curated record.
AUGGGGAGAAAUAUCAGAAGGCGCAGGAGCAAUUCCUCACUUUCAGAGGCCAUAUCAGUAUCGCUGGGAAUAAACUAUCAAGACUCAUCAAAAAACAAGAUUCAUAGAGCUAGUGUUAGCACAAUGUCACCUCCAUUAUGCCGUUCUUAUAUGAGUGGAUUUUUUACAGGUGCAAGCUCGCCUAUGAAUUACAAUAUGUCUGACUCAAAGCUACCCUUCUCGAACAAGCAACACCCCAAAGUGAUUCACGGAUCAGAAAAAUUGCAUAGACAAACAGCCCAACUGUCCAAUGAAUUUUGCUCUUCUUCAGUUGAGGAAGGCUCUCCGACUAUUAAGGACUAUAUGGACAUUAUAGAUAGCGAUGACAGAAAAGAUGAUCAAUCUAUGCGCACUAUAGAAGAGAAUAUUGAUGAAGAAUACGCUGAUGAAUACUCAAGAUUAUUACUCAGUCCAGCAUCCUCAAAUGCGGAUGACGAACGAAAUCGUGCGCUUCAAGACAGUCCAAUAUCAGAACUAGAGGAUGGUCUCGGGGGCGGAUACCAGUCCGUCCAUCCCUCGCAUAAUUUGCGUUUAGGCCCAAGAAGUGCGUGGCAGUGGUUUACGUCAUUUCCUUCCAAAUGCGCACAUUACCUACCUGCGGCAGUAUUAGGUCUGCUUUUGAACAUCUUAGAUGCGUUGUCCUAUGGUAUGAUCAUAUUUCCAAUUACAGAACCGGUAUUUUCUCAUUUGGGGCCCACCGGUAUUUCUAUGUUUUAUAUCUCCACAAUAAUAUCACAAAGUGUGUAUUCUGGGGGCUGGUCGAGUUUUCCUUCCGGAGUUGGAAGUGAAAUGAUCGAAAUUACCCCAUUUUAUCACACAAUGGCUCUAGGUAUAAAAGAGGCGCUAGUGGGUAGUGAUGAUGAAAUCAUAACCACCACAAUCUUCUGUUAUGUGAUCAGCUCUAUGCUUACAGGUAUCGUUUUCUAUGUACUGGGGAAAUUACGACUAGGCAAAAUAGUUGGAUUUUUCCCUCGACACAUUUUAAUAGGCUGUAUCGGAGGUGUUGGUUAUUUCUUGAUAAUUACCGGUAUUGAAGUCACUACAAGAGUGGCUAAAUUUGAGUACUCGUGGCCUUUCUUGUCGGGACUGUUCACAAAUUAUGACACGUUGGCAAAGUGGUUACUACCUGUCCUGCUGACAAUAGUUUUAAUCGGUACGCAACGGUGUUUCAAGAACUCAUUAGUCCUGCCAACUUUUUACAUUUUGACAUUGGUUUUAUUCCAUUUUAUUGUUGCAAUCAUUCCUACAUUAUCUUUAGAUACUCUAAGAGAGUCAGGAUGGAUUUUCCCAAUCGCUAGUUCUGAUAGUAAAUGGUACGAUCAUUACAAAUUAUUCAAUAUUCAUAAAGUUCACUGGGCGUUGGUUUUCCAACAAAUACCAACAAUGAUGGCUUUGACCUUUUUUGGUAUUUUACAUGUCCCCAUCAAUGUGCCCGCCUUGGCCAUGUCACUACAAAUGGAUAAAUACGAUGUUGAUAAAGAACUGAUUGCGCAUGGUUAUUCAAACUUUUUCAGUGGGCUGCUAGGUUCAGUUCAAAACUACCUGGUGUACACUAAUAGUGUUUUAUUUAUUAGAGCCGGAGCAGACUCGUCAUUUGCUGGCUUCCUUUUGGUAGCCUUGACCGUCUGUAUUAUGGUUAUUGGACCUGUGAUAAUAUCAUUCAUACCAAUCUGUAUAGUCGGCUCUCUGAUUUUUUUGCUGGGUUAUGAGUUAUUGGUAGAAGCACUAGUUGAUACCUGGAAUAAACUGAAUAGGUUUGAAUACCUGACUGUUGUAAUUAUUGUCUUUACAAUGGGUAUAUUCGACUUUGUUCUAGGUAUCAUUGUUGGUAUUUUGAUUGCAUGCUUUUCGUUCUUGGUUGAUAGCACAAAAUUGCAAACUAUUAACGGCGAAUAUAAUGGGAAUGUCGCUAAGAGUACGGUUUAUCGUGAUUAUGUUCAAACCAAAUUUCUAGAAGGCAUUGGUGAACAGAUAUAUGUUCUAAAAUUGCAAAACGUUUUGUUUUUCGGGACUAUCAUAUCAAUUGAAGAAAAAAUUGAAAGACUGCUAGAAAUAAGCAAUAAAGACUCAACAAAACGGAGAAUAAAGUAUUUAAUUUUGGAUUUUAAGAACAUCAACGCUGACAAUAUUGACUAUUCUGCAGCAGAAGGUUUCAAUAGAAUUAAAAGGUUCACGGAAACCAAAAGAAUCAAGCUGAUCAUAUCCUCCAUCAAAGAAAGGGAUCAUAUAUACAACGCCUUCAAUAACGUGGGACUAUUAAACGAUGUGGAAUUAUUUGCCGAUUUAAACAGUGCUUUGGAAUGGUGUGAGAAUGAAUUUCUCUUCCAAUAUAAGCAAUUAAGAGAAAAGGCAAAGAAGCGACUAGAAGAAAGAAAGCAGAAUAAUGUUGUGUCCGCAAUAAUGGCAGCCACUCAAAACAAAAAGAUCGAUAGAUCUGGAAAUAAUUUGAAUAAAGGUAAUAGAGAACAAGUUAGAAACUUGAUGUCCCUACCAACCAACACCCCUCGUAAUCAUCAAAUGCUUUCCGUGGCUCAGAACGUCUUUGCAAAUGAUGAACAGGCAGUAAAGAAUCUCAAGAAGGAAUAUAAAAACGACGAACCAAUUUUACCUAUAUUGCUAUUUGCACUAAAGCAAUAUCGACCUGAUAUCGUAUCCGAAGUUCAGAAGAUAAGAGAAAAAGAAAUCAAGUUCUGGGCUCAACUAUGUCCCUAUUUCAGUAGACGCAGACUAGCAAGUCAAUCACAUUUAAUACAUGCAGACAACGUAUUUUUCUUGAUAGAAACAGGUAUGUUAAAGGCAAUGUAUGAACUACCACAAGGUACAUUGUACGAGAUCAUGUCUAAUGGUACAUGUUUUGGGAAAAUCAUCGCCCCAGGAAACACUAUGCCUAAAGAACAGAAACUCAUCAUUGAAACGGAAACAGAUUCCAUAUUAUGGGUUAUAGAUUCUAGCUCUUUGAAUAAAAUGAAAGAAGAAAACCUUGCAUUGUACGUGGAGGUUGCGUUAAUGAUAAUGUGCAUCAAGGACACUAGGUUCAAAGAAUUACUAGGCUACACCCUUGUUAGCGCAUGA